Messenger RNA from Tetrahymena thermophila SB210, 3600 nucleotides. RefSeq names its product cyclic nucleotide-binding domain protein. The record is from RefSeq and is a predicted model, not a curated record. The transcript has 6 exons. Lineage: Eukaryota; Ciliophora; Oligohymenophorea; Hymenostomatida; Tetrahymenidae.
AUGUUGUAGCAGCCCAUUCUCAAAAUGAGGGAAACAUCAAUUAAUAAUGAAUCCUAAGAAAUUGAUAAAUCUUAGACGUCUUUAUAAGCGCAGCCUCAUUCUGAUAAAAAACUAGGUUCAGAGUCUAAGUUACCAUCUAGUAAAUAAAUCAUAAACAUCGAGGAUGAUUCUGUAAAUAUAAAUAAGAAAUCAGCUUUUGGAAAAGGAAAUCUUGGAAGUGAAAAAAUUAUAAUAGAUUUUAAUAAAAAAGAAGUAAAUCUUUAAAAUAAGGAAGAUUAAGAGGCUCUCAUCUAGAUACUUAAAAAGGAGAUAAGGAAUAAAAAAGAAUUGCAAUUUAUUGAUAGAGCUGUGUGUUCAUUGAAGUUUUUCGCAGAGAAAAAGCAGCAACUGAAUGAGAAGUUGUAUAGUAAACUCCUCGAAAAGCUUAAAUACUAGUUCCUAGAAAAAGAAAAACCUCUUUUCUAUCAUGGUGAGAAAGGUGAUUAGUACUAUAUUGUCUUGAAAGGAUGCCUUGUAUUAUUGCUACCUCCAAAGCCCUUUGAAGAAUGCGCUCCCAUUGAUGAAUUAUAAUAGUAAAGACUGAGAGAAAGAUAUUAUAGAUUGAAAGAUCCAGAGAGCUAUCUUCAUAAAUAAGAAGAAGAUUUUACUCCAAGGUCACCUAAUUUAUAGCCUUCAAAUAAAAACAGAGUAUAAACAUUAAGUAAAUAUGUAAAUACUGCAUUUAAAUUUUGUGUAAAUCCUGGAAAACCUUAAACUCCUACUAAUUCAUCUCCUAAAAAUGCUUCGAUGUCAUCUCCUCAAUCAAGAAAGUAAAGUUAUAGAGGUAAAGCACCUGAAAACGAAUAAGAAUAAAGUAACAAUUAAUUUGAGAGCAUUUUCGACCUAUAUGCUUAAGCUUUUUUCCCAAACUUUAAAAAUGCCUUCACAUUUAAUGCAGGAGCAGGUUUUGGAGAAAUCGCACUCUUAAGAAAGACUGAAAGAUCUGGAACAGUUGUUUCAAAAGAAGAUUGCCACCUUAUGACCCUCGAUAAAGAAAGUUUUGAUGAAGUGCUUGGUAGGUGGGAGAUAUAAAAAACAGAUGAACAGUUAUCAUUUUUAAAGUCUUUUGCCUUCUUUAAAGAUGUUAAUGAGAAAUAUUUACUAGGAUUGUUACAUUCUAUGAAGUAAGUAACAAUGAUAAGAAAUGAAACAAUAUAUAAAGAAGAGGAAACUCCUGAUAAUGUCUAUUUUAUCAAAGAAGGUGAAAUAGAGCUUUCAAAGCUUUGCUAAAUACAAAAGAGCGAAACAAUCUAAUAGCAAUUAGAGAAAGAAGAAAUAGAUUAAUUAAUUAGAGGUAAUCACACAUCUGAUUAGUAGAACACAUAAAAUCCUUUAAAAAAAAAUAAUGUAACUUAAAGUGAUGCUUAGCCACUUAAAAAGAAAAAGUCUGAAUAGCAAGCAUUAAAUAACGAAUAACCUAGAAAAGAAAGAAAAUCUAACCUAAGUGGUACCAGAGUUAAAUUCGCUGUUGUUUCACAACCAUGCUAUUUUGGAGAUGAAGAAAUCUUAUAGGAAAUUCCCUAUAGAAAUCACAUGGCAAAAGUACUUUCAACACAAGCAGAGAUUUGGAUUUUAGACAGGAAAAGCUUUUACUCUCUUUUAAAAUAAUAGCGCACAUUUAACAAAUUUCAAGGCCAAUCUAAAUAUUAAAUCAACUUAAGAAACGAAAGAUUGUAAAAGAUAUCCUCUACCAUUAAAAAGGAGGAAGAUAAAUUUUUGGUGAGCAGCUACAAACCCAAAAAAAACUCAAAAUACUAAUUAUAAGAACACUCAUUAGUUGAUUUGAUAAAAUCUAAAGAAGAAGAAAAUUUUACCAAAACUUAAGAAGAAAUAGACAGUCAAGUUCCUUUAACAGCCAAUAAUCAAAUACAUAAUCACUUCGUUCAUAAAGAAGAAUUAUAAUUUAUUUCUAAUGAAGAUCAUCUAGAAAAUGCUAACCAAUUGGAUUCUUAAAAGCUGUAUCAAUACUUUUCAAGAAACAACUAUUUAGAAUAGUUAGCUCAAGCAAAUUCAAAAAAAAUGAAAAUUUUAAAAGAAAUAAGCUCUAAAGGAAUAUCUGGCUCUAAUGUUACUUAAACUGUAGCAUUUUAAUCUUCUUUAACAGAAUUUGAUGAUGAUUUUACUAGUUAAAAUGCUCCUUAGCAUAAAGUCUAAAUUCCUUAUUAGAAAAAUCUUCUGUUUUAGCUCAGCGUAGGAAACGGAAUAAGAAAAGGGGUUUUCCGUGAUCCCUUCUAAACAUAUGAUGAUUAACCUCAAAUGUCAACAAAGACCUUGAAAAACACUUCUUCAGCUACUAACUUGCUAAUGAAUGCUUCAGAUUAAAAGAGAAAAACUCUACACAAUCUAUUUCCAUCACCAAAACAAAAUGCAAUAAUCAAACCAAUAUUAGAAAAAUUUGAAAAAGAGUAAUUUAAAUUAGGACAUCAUAAUACUCAACGCUCAGAUAUUAAGUUAGAAAACGCUGAUUAGAAAAAAUAAAAUUUAUUUUAUGAAGACUAUUUCAUUAAUCGCUAGAAACAGAAUAACUCCACACGCUUAUAAUUUGCUUCUUAAGUAAAUUCUAUGUCAUCUAUUUCUCACAUAAAAGAAUUUUGUGAGGAUACAAAAAGUUAGUUUGCUUAAACUUAAAAUAACCAUCAAACUAAUAUUUCAAGCGAUUCGUUAAAUAACUUAGGAGAGAAAAAGAAUAAAUAUCACAACAUCUAAGAAUUAAUUACAGAAAGUAAACAGUAAUUGCAACAAAUUAAUGAAAUUGAAUAAAAAGUAAAUUAAAAGAAAAAGCUUAAAAAAAUGAGAUCUGAUAUUCAAUUCGAAAACGAUUACCUUGUAAAUAAACCAGAAAACAAACAUAAGAGUAAUUAAAACUCAACAAAUAUAGUUUCGAUCUAGCUCCUUCAUGAAACUGAUGAAGAAAGCACUUCUAUGUCCUUAAUUUAAUCAAAGUUGCACUUGAAGCCAAGCUUACAUUCAUUAGCUGCAUUAACACCUAAAAAUAAUCUAAAACCUCUUGCUGAAAAAUAAACUAAAUUUGAGUACAAUGAAAGACCUAUCUAAAUACAAAGCUCAUAAUAAACAGGAAAAGUCUCAAGAAGUAGUUUUUAAGAUUAAUUUGGAUAAAAUUAGAAGAAAAUGAUUUCAACAUUAAAUUUAAAUGCUUCUGAAAAUGCCUUUGAUUCUUUCAAGAUUUUGAUGGUAGAAGAGUAAGAUUAAGAUGAAAAUAAAAUUUAAUACAGCCCAACUCAUGCUGUUUUAACAUCACCUUCACAUUUAAACAAAAAUUCUAGCUUAGGAAGUUUCCGUAUUACUUAGUCAAACAUUCACAUGGAUAAGCUAAGAAAAUAAAAUAUCUAAAAGAAUUUUGGAACUAUUCCUUUCAUAGCAAAUUUUAACAAAAUGAAAAACACUGUAUCCAAUAAAUUAUUCAAAGAAAAUAUUUCUUCUAUCACACCAUCUGCAAGAAUUUAAGAUAGUUUAGAGCAAAAACAAAUAAUUACUAAUGCCUUCAGAACUAAAAAUAACCAAAGUCAUUUACUUAAAAAGGCUUACCAAGCUAAAAAAUGA